UUAGUUAGUUGGUCGCUGUUGCUCUGUUGGAAUAAACCGGAUUGUUUUGCUUCUCCAAUUCAGUUAGUCGUUUCAAGGUUGCCGUUUCUCUUGGUGUCCUGACAGCAUCGAUAUUAAACAUGAAGCAUGCUGUUAAAAAGCACGAGGCGACUGCGGAACGGGAAGGUCCGUCGAAGACUCCUGCUAAAAAGUUAACCUGUAAACUGUGUGGCAAAGAGUUCAGCCGUAAAACACAUAUGGCGAGUCACAUGCGCAUACACACCGGAGAGACGCCGUUCGUCUGUGAGUUCUGUGGGACCGGGUUUCGCUGUAAAGCAUGGCUUAAAGUUCACAGGUUCAUCCACACGGGCGAGAAACGAAAAGACGCGAAGAACUACCCCUGUGAUCAGUGCGGGAAGAAGUUUCACUGUUCAACCUCACUGCAGAGUCAUUUAUACAAACACAGAGGAGAAAGGCCGUUCGCCUGCUCUCACUGCGACAAAACCUUCUUCAGUCAAACCAAUCUGAACAGACACCACAAGGACUGCCAUUGUGGGAAGCAGUUCAGCUGUCCCGUGUGUGGAAAUGGAUUUUCACGGCGCACGACGAUGGAGAAACACAUGCGGAUUCACACAGGAGAGAGACCUUACUCCUGUCCACACUGUGGAAAGACUUUCCCCUAUAAAUACAGCUUUGACAUGCAUGUUAAACGACACUCAGCCAAAAGCUAAUAUAUUGAACGAUAUUGCAUGUCACACGAGUUCCUUAUUUACCGUUUUAGACGUUGAAGUGCAUUUGUUUACAUUGUAAUGGAGCAGAAGCUACUUACAAUUGAGGAUUCAGCAAUAAAACGAAGAAGUAAUACUCCCAAAAAUGACUAACUGUUCAAAGGAACUGUAUAGAGGUAAAGUUGGUUUUAUAUUCGCACAUUCAAGUUGUAGUAGUACAACUUUAUUGUCCUUGACAGAAAAUUUGUUUUGGGCAUCGAUGGAAAAGACAAUUGUCUCGCCAUAUUGCUGCAGACAUUCACUAAAACAAGCAAUAAAAACAAUACAAAAUACAACAGUUACAACAUUUAUAAUGCUAAUUAAGAUAGACUCUUAUUAAAUAAACCCACUGAAACAGGUACAAAGGAUUUCUUAUAACGGUUUAACCUACACUUUGGGACUCUAUAUCUUCUACCAGUGGGAAGCAGUUCGUAAUGUGGAAACAAAUAUUAGUUGGAUCGUUUACAAUCCUUUCCACCUGAUUGAAGACACAAUUCUCAAAUAAAACUGGAGGAUUAAAAUAUUCAUCGUGCCCAACAAUUUUCCAUGCUGUCUUCAAGAGAUGCAUCAAUUUAGAUUUACACUGGAUAGAUAGGUUGCCAAACCACACUGUGAUACCUCACCUGACAAUGCUUUCAAGAACUGCUUUAUAAAACAACAUCAUAUGUUUCUUGUUAACUCCAAAAAGAUGCAACCUCAGCAAAAAAUACAAUCUCUGGUGUAAACGAGAACAAACCCACUCAAUGUGUGUUUUCCAUGUGAAAGAACUGUCAAUGUAAAUGCCCAAGUACUUAUAGGUUUCUGACUGAGUAAUAGGAUG
This is a messenger RNA of Danio aesculapii, 1566 nucleotides long. Its product is annotated as oocyte zinc finger protein XlCOF19. The transcript has a single exon. Lineage: Eukaryota; Metazoa; Chordata; Actinopteri; Cypriniformes; Danionidae. Gene Ontology annotation, cellular component: nucleus. Bases 120 to 710 code for a protein of 196 amino acids. The record is from RefSeq and is a predicted model, not a curated record.